CAGCUGGCACACCGCUCAGAAGGGAAAGUGAAGAAAAAAAAAUUGAUCUCAGCCUUUGGGAAGCAAAGCAAGCAAAGCACAGCAUUCAGCUCGAUUUGCACCAUCUUCUCUCCUCCUGAAUCCCGAUUCUAUCCCGACUAUCUGCAAUGUCGAACGAGCAGAACGUGCCCAAGUCCUGGGAACAGGCGUCUCAGGACGACUACAACCAGCUGCCGCAGCAGACAAGCAACCUCAACAUCAGCGCGCCACCAAACGGAGCUGCGGGCUACGACGGCCAGCAGCAGCAGCAGCAGCAGCAGCAGCCUUACUAUCAGUACAAUGCAAACAACUACUACAACUACAACGGCCAGUACGCCGCGCAGCCUCCCCAGGGCGGCUACUACCAGCAGCCCCAGCAGCCCCAGCAGCCGUACCAGCAGGGUGGCUACCAGGGUGGAUACAACCAACCCCGAUACCAAGGCCAGCAGUAUCAGAACAAUGGCGGCAGAUCCAACAACAACAGCACCAGCACCCCCAGUACCGGCGGCAACAACUGGCGGCAGGGCGCCUCUGGCCUGUCGGCCGCUGCUUCUGACUUUAGACCGAGCUUCGUGCCGCGGCAGGUUCAGCAGCAGGCGGCUGCUGCUGUCCCUACCGUGCCCCUGAGCCAACGGGCGACCACGAGCGCCAACGGCACAAAGGUCUUGAAGAUCGGCGGCGACAAGCCCAAGGUCACCGAGACUGCGGGUGGUGCCAAGGUGCUCACGAUUGGUGGCUCGUCUGAUCCCAAGCCUGAGCCGGCUGCUGCGAAGGAGGCUGCUCCGAAGGAGACCGUUGCGAAGGAGGCUGUGAAGGAGGCCGCUCCGAAGGCCGAGACUGCUGCUCCUGCUGCUGCUCCUGCCGAGGCCGCUCCCGCCAAAGAGGCCACUCCCAAGGCUGCUAAGGAAGCCAGCACAGAUAAGGAAGAGAAGGAGAAGGAUCUGCGCGCGAUCGAGGUUGUGGACGACUCGCACAAGAUCGACGACGAGACGAUUGAGGAUCUGUACGGCAAAGAGCAUCUGUCAAUCAUCUUCAUGGGCCACGUUGACGCGGGCAAGUCGACUAUGGGCGGCAACCUGCUGUUUUUGACCGGCACUGUUGACAAGCGUACGAUGGAGAAGUUUGAGAAGGAGGCCAAGGACGCUGGACGUGAGAGUUGGUACCUGUCGUGGGUGCUCGACUUGACCAAGGAAGAGCGAUCGAAGGGCAAGACUGUGGAGGUCGGCCGCGGAUACUUUGAGACCGAGAAGCGGCGAUAUACGAUUCUGGACGCACCCGGACACAAGACGUAUGUGCCGAGCAUGAUUGGAGGAGCGUCGCAGGCGGAUGUUGGUAUUCUGGUGAUCUCUGCGCGUAAGGGCGAGUACGAGACCGGAUUCGAGCGCGGUGGACAGACGCGAGAGCACGCGGUGCUGGCGAAGAACCAGGGCGUGAACAAGCUGAUUAUCGCGGUCAACAAGAUGGACGACCCGACGGUGGGGUGGUCGAAGGAGAGAUACGACGAGUGUACGGGCAAGCUGGCGGUGUACUUGCGAUCGCUUGGGUUCAAGCCGAAGGAGGACGUGAUUUUCAUGCCGGUGUCUGCGUACUCGGGCGCGAACCUGAAGGACCGGGUGUCGAAGGAGCAGUGCCCGUGGUACGACGGGCCGUCGCUUUUGGAGUACCUGGACAACAUGCCGAUGUCUGAGCGUAAGGUCAACGCGCCGUUUAUGAUGCCGAUUGGUUCAAAGUACAGAGAUUUGGGAACGAUGGUCGAGGGAAAGAUUGAGUCUGGACAUGCUAAGCGCGGCUCGCAGCUUUUGCUGAUGCCUAAUAAGGUGCCUGUUGAGGUGUUGACGAUCUACAACGAGACCGAGAACGAGGCGUCGACGGCAGUGUGCGGAGAGCAAGUGAAGCUUCGUUUGAAGGGCGUCGAAGAAGAAGACGUGCAGGUUGGAUUUGUGCUUUCGAGCGUGGACCACCCUGUGCACACUGUGACUGCGUUUGAGGCGCAGAUUGCAAUCAUCGAGCUCAAGUCGAUUCUGUCUGCCGGCUUCACGUGCGUGAUCCAUGUGCACACUGCGGUGGAGGAAGUGACGUUUGCGGCGCUGCUGCACAAGCUUGAGAAGGGCACGAACCGAAAGUCGCGCAAGCCGCCUGCGUUUGCGACGCGGGGCAUGAAGAUCAUUGCGCGGCUUGAGGUCGUGAGCACGACGGGAUUCUGUAUCGAGAAGUUUGAUGAUUACCCGCAGCUUGGACGGUUCACGCUGCGUGACCAGGGAAAUACGAUUGCGAUUGGAAAGGUUACCAAGUUGUUGAAUUAGGUGGGGAAGUGUAUGGGGUGGUUGUGAGAGUGGUGGAGGGGAGAAAAGGAGACAGACAGAAAGAUGGUUGCGAGGUUUAUAGUUUAAAUACGCAUCGAUUAUUUUCUUAUGUGUCAACGGUGUGGAUGUAUAUGCGAAUACAACAAUGAAUGUUUAUAAGA
Myxozyma melibiosi is the source of this 2482-nucleotide messenger RNA. Its product is annotated as P-loop containing nucleoside triphosphate hydrolase protein. Gene Ontology annotation, biological process: translation; nuclear-transcribed mRNA catabolic process, deadenylation-dependent decay; translational termination. Gene Ontology annotation, cellular component: translation release factor complex. NCBI's taxonomy places the organism in Eukaryota, Fungi, Ascomycota, Lipomycetes, Lipomycetales, Lipomycetaceae. The record is from RefSeq and is a predicted model, not a curated record. The coding region runs from base 147 to 2321 and encodes 724 amino acids. Gene Ontology annotation, molecular function: translation release factor activity; GTP binding; GTPase activity. The transcript is spliced from 2 exons.